Molecule: messenger RNA, 384 nt
Organism: Phytophthora sojae
Lineage: Eukaryota; Oomycota; Peronosporomycetes; Peronosporales; Peronosporaceae
Exons: 1
Coding region: 1-384 (127 amino acids)
Biological process (GO): DNA damage response
Cellular component (GO): cytoplasm; nucleus
Molecular function (GO): phosphatase activity
Source: RefSeq, a predicted model, not a curated record
AUGGCGGAGGACUGGAGCGCGAGGAAGAGGACAGGUCAGAAGGCUGAGCCCAAGUACGUUUCGGAUGCGACACCUGCAGAUGUCCACAAACACGUCGCCGAGAUGCAGCGGGAGUCGCGUACUCCGGAGGCGCAGGCCUUGGGCAAGCGCCUGGCCGGUUAUGUGAAAAACGAGCAGUUGGUGGUGCGCCCCGGCAUCUUCUGGAACCGCUACACCUAUUACUGGGAGAUGCCCAUUGAGCUCCAGACUCGUCUGUCACGUGAAGCGACGCUGGUGAUCAUCAAUGGCGACCUGAACUACCGUCGUCUGCUGGGUGACCGACUGUGCCUUCUUAAACUCGGAGCUGGACGAAGAGAUUUACCUGGAGCCGGUCGAGGGAUUUGA